This is a messenger RNA of Diabrotica virgifera virgifera (western corn rootworm), 7160 nucleotides long. RefSeq lists its product as uncharacterized. The record is from RefSeq and is a predicted model, not a curated record. NCBI's taxonomy places the organism in Eukaryota, Metazoa, Arthropoda, Insecta, Coleoptera, Chrysomelidae. Bases 114 to 1550 code for a protein of 478 amino acids. Gene Ontology annotation, cellular component: cytoplasm. Gene Ontology annotation, biological process: multicellular organism development; proteasome-mediated ubiquitin-dependent protein catabolic process. Gene Ontology annotation, molecular function: zinc ion binding; ubiquitin protein ligase activity; ubiquitin conjugating enzyme binding. The transcript has 2 exons.
CAUAACUGAGUGUUUAUGUGUGUUUUGCGAUUCAUUAACAGUUUUUUCAUAAAAAAUAGCAGUAAAAGUUUUUCAUAUAUUUAUAUUUCGUUAUUAUAUUCUACGAUAUUAUUAUGGCGUUUAUACUUCCAGAUAAUAUACUAGAGACUUUACUUUGCAGUUUUUGUCAUAAAUAUUUAUCAGUGAAACCGGUAAAAGUUUAUCCAAACAGGCUUAUACAAUGUGGAAGAUGUGUUGAUAAUGAGGAACCUUCAAUCCAAAAAUCAGAAGGAGUAGAGUCCCUGUAUGGAAUGAUUGCUCAAAACAUUUUGUUUAAAUGUGUCAACAGAUUUGAUGGAUGUCGACGAUUGUUAGCAUAUUCUCAGGUUAGGGAUCAUGAACAGGUAUGCUGGGCUAAAAUUCACGAGUGUCCAAUUUGUAAUGAAAACAUGGCGAGUCUUAUGAUGCUUCCUCACUUUCGUUCAAACCAUAAAGAUGUUAUAUUGGAUUAUCCUGCGUUUGUUUUCGAGUUAAAUGAUGAUGACAUAGAAAUGCCUAGUGUUUAUUUAUAUCAAGAAGACGAUAAUUUGUUUUUCCUGUAUAUUAGCUAUAGAAAGUCAGAAAAUACAAUAAGAUUAGAUUUGGAAUAUACUGGGAACUCUAAACUUGCUAAAAAUAUAUACCAUGAAUUUACUGUAAGUAGUGAUAACAAAGAAUUUGAUGUUGUAUUAAACUCAAAACCUUGUACUGAUGAUUUUUUUUAUGUGGAUAUCUCUAAUAUGUCAAAUUUAAUAAAAAUUGAGUUUAAAAUAAUUGAUCGUAAUCUAAAAGUUUUGACGGCACCUGAAAUUAGUAUUGCUGUGAGGAAACCUCUAAAAUGGUUCAUAGAUAAUCCACAAGGAGGUCAAAUCGAAUACCGAUCAGAAUUUAAUCUAAAAUGCGCUAUAUGCCAAGCGUACUGCAUUUUUUCAUUGUCUACAUGUCCAGUUAAGUAUUACUACAUUGACGAAGAAAGUGAUUAUGUUUGUUACUAUUGUAAUCAGUUUUUCAAACUUUUUCUUGAAACUGAUGAGUCAAGUGCUAAAAAAGCAAUUCCCACUUAUAUAUUUAAGACCAUGAAGUUCUUCAAAUGGAAUUGUAGUACUUGUUGUAGCGUGAUUGAAUUUUCAGAUAUGCAAUCACAUGAAAUUAAUUGUAAACGAGGUAGACAAUUUAGUUGCCCUAUAGCAAAUUGUUGUGAUAGUGCAAAAGGAAUUGCUAACCAAAUGAUCCAACAUUUAAAAAAUCGGCAUAAUUUUAUGGCAUUUGGGUCUCACUUUAAACUACCUAGAAAUUUUUUAAAAUGUUAUGUAUUUUUUAGAGAGGAUAUUGUAUUUUUACGUGCAACUGAUACAUUAGAUUUUACAUCAAGUCUGGACCAUAGAUCUAUUCACGCGGAACUAGUAAUAAAAACUGACAAUGUUGAAAAAAGACCAUAUGCCUUGUUUUUCAAUACCAACAAUGAAAUUUUAAGAGAUCAUUCCAAGUUUGCAUCUGAUAGUGAAGUAUUUGUAAAAGUUUUUGUAGACUAAUUUUUUUUGCCUUCUGUGCAUGCACCCCAGUCCAAUUUUUUCUCAUGACACCCAAUACAAUAUAGUUGUGACCUUCACUAGACUGUAAAGGUCCAUUGUGUUAGUUCCAUAUGCUUCCGCACUUGGUCUGCAGUCUCCAUUCUUCUUCUUCUUCGUCAGCCUUCAGUAAUCCAACUUUGGACAUAGGCCUCCUCCAAUUCAAUCCAGUGUUGUCUAUUUUGUGCCACCUGUUAAGUUGUGUCCUCCAAACUUCUUUAUGUCAUCGGCCCAUCUCAUUUGUGGCCUUCCUCGACUUCUUUUCCCUAACCACGUUCUCCAUUGUUGUAUUUCGUGAUUCCAUCUUUUAUCCUUCAGUCGGGCAUUGUGUCCUGCGAAGCUUCAUUUUAUUUUGGCAACAUGUUCUCCUGCGUCUUUUACUUUGGUUUUGCUUCUAAUCCAUGUAUUUGUUUUUUUGUCUAUGAGCCUCACCCCGAGCAUUGAUCUUUCCAUCGCUCUCUGUGCCUUUACUAUUUUAUCCAUAUUGGCCUUGGUGAGUGUCCACGUCUGUGAACCAUACGUAAGUAUAGGGAGGAUACACUGAUCGUAAACUCUGGUUCUCAAAUAUUGUUCUAUUUUAGUGUUUUUCAAGAUCCAACUCAGUUUUCCAAAUCCUGCCCACGCUAACCUUAUUCUUCUGGUAAUUUCGGCAGUUUGGUUUUCUUUGUUAACUUUCAUUAUCUGUCCCAGGUAGAUGUAUUCGCUUACUGUUUCUAAAUCUAUGUCAUUUAACGUUAUUUUUGUAAUGUUCGGUGCAUUCGUCAUUAUUUUUGUUUUUUCCAAGUUCAUCUUAAGACCUACUUUUUCCGAAGCUUGAAAUAGUUGCGUCAUCAUGGUCUGUAAUUCUUCGAAACUUGUAGCGAAUAUUACAAUGUCGUCAGCAUAUCUCAAAUGACUUAGUUUUCUUCCAUUAACAUUUAUUCCUUUAUCUACCCAGUUAAUAUCUUUGAACACGUCUUCAAGUCCCAGUUUGAACAGCUUUGGUGAAAUAACGUCUCCCUGGCGAACUCCUCUGUUGAUUGGUAUAGCUUUGGUUUUCUCAUCUAUUUGUACUCUCAUUGUAGCUUUCUUAUAAAUAUUAUGUAUGAGUAUUCUCUAUCGAGAAUCUAUCCUGCAGUUAUUCAUAGCUCGCUCUAUUGCACAAAGUUCUAUGGAGUCGAAUGCCUUUUCAUAAUCAACGAAGCCAAUGUAUAAGUUCAAGUGAUAUUCAUUGGCUUUCUCUAUUAGCGUUCUGACUAUAAGAAGAUGAUCCGCUGUACUGUAAUCCUUUCGGAAUCCUGCCUGCUCUACUGGUUGAUAGCUAUCAAGCUUCAACGAUAACCUAUUAGUUAUUACUCUCAUAAACAGUUUGUACAUUUGGGACAGCAGGGAAAUUGGCCUAUAAUUCUUCAGAUCACUCCUGUCUCCUUUUUUGAACAGAAUUAUUGUCAAACUUUCUUUCCAAUCAUCUGGGACAUCCCCUUUGUGAAGGCAUUUGUUGAAAAGCUUUUUCAAUCCUUCGAGAAUAAUUUCACUUCCCUCCUUUAACAUUUCGGCAAGUAUUCCAUCUGGUUCCGGAGCCUUAUUGUUCUUUAGUUGUGCCAUAGCUUGUUUUAUUUCGAAGGAUUCUAUAUUAGGGAGUACUUCUGAGUUGACAUUUAUUAUCUUUUUCUUAAGAGUUUCCUUUGCAGUGCUAUCUGGGUCUUUGUUUGAGGAAUAUAAAUCACGGUAAAAUGUUUGUGUAACUUUUAGGAUUGGGUUCUUUUCUCUUGUUUCUUUUCCAUCUUUAUCUUUUAAUGAGAUUAUUAGAGGCUUUCCUAUGUUUGGUCUUAGGCACUUUAGACCUCGGUUCUUUUCUAUAAUUUUUUCUACCUUGUUUUCAUUGUAGAUCCUUAAGUCUUCCUUUACUCCCUUCUUUAUUUGUUUAUUCAAUUCUUUGAAACCGUCGGUGUUUCGCUUUCCUUCGCUUAGAAAUAGGCGUCUCUUUUCCAUCAACCGUUUUGUUCCAGCGCUUAUUUUGUCUUCUUUACUUUUCGUUUUCUUUGCCACAGUCAGGCCUGCUUUCAAGAGCUUUCGUUGCAUUUCUCUAUUAAUUGUGUUCGUUCAUGUCGGUAUUUUCUUGUUGAUAAUAUUCUACAAAUUCUUCUCUUAAGACUUCUCUGUACUCUUCUCCCUUCUGUCGGAUUUUAGUUUGAUCUAUCUGAUUACAAUUAUGUGGCCUGUUUCUACGAGUUUUGGUCUGUUUAAAAACAACCUAAUCGCUCUCGUUUUUCGUCUUUUUAUCGGGAGAUAUCCACGUCCAUUUUCGGUUUGCUUGUUUUUUGAAAUAUGUAUUCAUGGCAUAUAAAUUUUGUUGUUCUAAGAAGUUAUAUAAUUUUUCUCCUCUUGCAUUUCGUGUGCCAUAACCAUGCAUCCCUAUUUAGGUUUCAGUAUUUUCUUCUUUUUUACCUAAUUUUGCGUUGAAAUCUCCCAUAAUUAUAGUAUAUCUUGUAUAAUUUUCAUCUAAUGCUGUUAUCAGAUCUUCGUACAACAUUUCAACUUCCUCAUCCUGAUGUGAUGUUGUGGGAGCAUACACUUGUAUUACCUUUACCUUAGUUUUAUUAUCUAGGUCUACUAUAAUAUAAGCUACUCUAUAAGAAACGCUUUUAUAUGUUGAAAUGUAUGGUGUGAGAUACUUUUUGAUAAGGAAUCCUACUCCACCAUAUGUUUCGUCUAUUUUCCCUGUAUAGUACAGGCGAUUUCCAGAGUUUAGCUGCAUGCAUUGUUCGCCUCUUCUUUUCACUUCUGACAGUCCUACAAUAUCCCACUUUAUCUUGGAUAGUUCUUCUUCUAAUUCGUGUACUUUUUCAUCUUUAGCCAUCGAUUGAAUGUUGUAUGUGGCUAGUAGUAACUUUUUUUGUUUGGUCGUAUCUAUUUUGGAGCGUUUUGUUGAGCUUGUGCCUCCCCCAGAAUCCGAGAGGCUGACCGUUUUUCCGGUGUGGGAUUCUGAGCUGCUUGCUCUACCCACCUGGGGAACCAUUCCAUUUUGUUUCAAGUUCAACAUGUUUUAUUUUUGAGGGGUAUAUUGGCAUUAAAACACCAUGCUUGCCAGGCGGGUUGGUGAGUGUUCGCAGUAUCACAGCCGGUUAAAUCAAUAUCAGAUUGUCGCCUGUGACUUUGUGGAACCGCACCUGCCAGGAAUUGUAUUCCACAGCCACGGGCCACUAAUGACACAGCUGCUGACCUGUAUCAUGUCUGAACCCUAAAAUCGGGGGGUCGCCACUUCCGCCAUACACACCGUACCGAAGAUGUUCUUCUCCGCCAUGGAUACCGUUGUGGUCUUCAUCCGUUACCCUGGACAAGGGACACUAAGCAAGUACUAGUUUCCCGGGUCAGGAAACUCCUGGAAUCUGCGGAGGGCAGAGAUUGAUUCACUUUCCCUGGUAGGACUGUCCAAAGGAGUUCCUAUCCGCUACCCAUGCAGUCUCCAUAUGCAGUCUCCAUAAGCAGUCUCCAUAUAAAAUAAAAUUACUUGUCUCUUGCGAUUCAGUGCCUUUUAUAUCCCUAAAUUUUAUAUCCCUAAAUAUCUCAGUUUCUCUAUUAUCGCAUAGACUGCAACUGAGCUCUUCAUUGUAUAUACCUAACGUGUGUAGGUGUCCUUUUACUGGAAAAUCUCCAGUUAGGAAACCAGUAGUCAUUUUGAGCAGAUUCCUGUUCAUUUUGCGUAGUUCUUCAGUACUUUUCGCGCAUGUGUGAUAAAUCUCUUCCCAUGCCUUUGGGUGGGAAUUUUUUCCCAGUGUUCUUUGUGUUUUCUUCGUAUCCGGCUUCUUAAUCACUCUCUUAAUGCAGGUUCUGGACCGAAGUAUCUUGUUACUAAUCCUCGUCUAGCAAGUUCGUCAGCUUUCUCGUUGCCAGCGAUCCCCUCGUUAUGUUCCGCCAGGGUGUCAAGUUCUUCGGGGUAUUCCUGCUCUCUUUAAAGCACUCAAAGCCGCUUGGCUGUCUGAACAGAUAUUAAUUCUCUUAUUAGUAGUAUAAGUCCUCAAUCUGUUUAUCCUUGCACAGUGCAUGGUUGCAUAUACCUCUGUCUGAAAUACAGAGGCAUAUUCUCCUAGUGAGAUGGAACCGUUAUAGUCCCUAUCUUCACUAUGUACUCCUGAUCCCGACUUAUCUUCUGUCUUGGACCCAUCUGUAUACCAGGUAUGGCCCUCAUACUUCGGAUGUCUACCAGGAUUUCCCCAUACCUCCCUGUAGUGUAUUUUUACCUGGAAAAGUAUUUCCAUUUUAUAUUUGGGGACUGAAUGGUCUGUUGUCAUCUCUCAUAUCGGAUCUCCUCAUAUAUCCUUGGUGCUGCAGUCUCCUUUGCCCACUGCAAUUUUACUUUGAUUUCCCUGCAGUCUAUGUAACCCCAUCCUUACCUCAUCCGUCACUAUGAUGUGUAAGGGAGGAAGGUCCAGUAAGGCUUCCAUUUCUGCAGUUAGUGUGCCUCUCAUUGCACCUGUUAUGCCGAGACAGGCAAGCCUUUGUAUCUUGCCUAGCUUCUCUAGACCAGUGCUGGCAUUUUGGUCUCACUUUUUGGGGUAUUUGGGGCAUUUUGGUAUUUGGGGACUGAAUGGUCUGUUGUCAUCUCUCAUAUCGGAUCUCCUCAUAUAUCCUUGAUGCUGCAGGCAGUCUCCUUUGCCCACUGCAAUUUUACUUUGCUUUCCCUGCAGUCUAUGUAACCCCAUCCUUGCCUUAUCCAUCACUAUAAUGUGAAAGGAAGGAAGGUCUAGUAAGGCUUCCAUUUCUGCAGUCAGUGUGCCUCUCAUUGUACCUGUUUUGCCGAGACAGGCAAGCCUUUGUAUCUUGCCUAGCUUCUUUAGACCAAUGCUGGCAUUUUGGUCUCACUUUAAACUACCUAGAAAUUUUGAAAAUGUUAUGUAUUUGUAAGAGAGGAUAUUGUAUAUUUACGUGCAACUAAUACAUUAGAUUUUACAACAAGUCUUGACCAUAGAUCUAUUCAAGUGGAACUAUUAACUAAAACUGCCAAUAUUGAAAAUAGACCAUAUGCCUUGUUUUUCAAUGCCAACAAUGAAAUUUUAAGAGAUCAUUCAAAGUUUGCAUCUGAUAGUGAAGUAUUUGUAAAAGUUCUUGUAGAGUAGCUAAACUAAAUACUGUGUAUUGAAAGACUGAGGUUCCAUUCCCUGUGGAGGACAAAAUUUUUAAUUUUAAUUAAUUCACUUUUUUAUCUUUGAUUAAUUAUUAUACAAUUAACUAAAUUAAAUGAAAUAAGUAACCAGUUAAUAUAUUCCAAAUCUAAUUCAUAUUUAACAUGGCCUUUAUGGGGCGGAUAGGUACAACACAGCAUAUUUUUUGAGUGAAUGUAUCUCAGGUUUAAAGAAAGUGAAAGGAAAACCGUAAAUAUAGGAGAGUGCAAUUAAAACGACAACAUGCGUUGUUUCGGAAAAAUUCAAACAAGCUUAUAUUUUUGUAAAACUUUUUUUGUUAGUUUAUAUACAUAUUAAACUAAAAAGUUCUAUUCGCAGAUUUGGCCGCUAAUUGUUUAAAAACUGUUUUCUGCUAGCUUCAUUUUCCUAAUUAUUUUUUACAUAGGUUUUUACAUAAAGUUUUUACUUAAUA